Dicentrarchus labrax (European seabass) is the source of this 4391-nucleotide messenger RNA. It is a transcript of the gene zbtb40, whose product is annotated as zinc finger and BTB domain containing 40. The record is from RefSeq and is a predicted model, not a curated record. Lineage: Eukaryota; Metazoa; Chordata; Actinopteri; Moronidae. Gene Ontology annotation, cellular component: nucleus. Gene Ontology annotation, biological process: regulation of transcription by RNA polymerase II. Gene Ontology annotation, molecular function: DNA-binding transcription factor activity, RNA polymerase II-specific; RNA polymerase II cis-regulatory region sequence-specific DNA binding; protein binding.
GGCUUUUUAGCUCAUAAUUUCGAUUUACUUUAAGGAUAUUUUUAUUAUAAAAGUUAAGUUUUAUCUGUCUUUUUUUUCCUGGUGGAAAUGGGCUUCCAUAAUAAUGAGACAUGUUAUAUUGUUCAAAAAUAAAUUCAAGGAAAAAGAAAAAGUCCUCUGUGUUUCCCAAUGGUGCUUCCUGUAGCUUUGCGGCUAACGUUAGCUAAUGUUACAUGUCGGUUGAACCCCGCUGUAUGCCAUCAUUGUUGGAGAGGACGUAACAUUCUUCCCCCUCCAGACUGAAACAACAUGAUGGAGCUACCCAACUACAGCAGCCAGCUGAUGCAGCAGCUGUGGGCCCUGAGGAAGGAGGGCCACUUCUGCGACUGCACCAUCCUGGUGGGAGACAGCCCUCACCGUGCACAUAAACUGGUGCUGGCUGCCUCCAGCAUGCUUUUCAGGUCUCUCCUGGAUGGCUCCGACACUAUCUCCAUCGACACAGCCAUGGUUUCCUCGCAGGAGUUUGGCUGCCUGCUUGACAUGGUCUACACUGGCAAGCUGCCGAUAGGCAAACACAACGUCAGCCGCAUUGUUGCCGCCGCAGACAGCCUGCAGAUGUUCGACGUGGCUGUUGGCUUCAAAAACGUCCUCACCAGUCUUGUGAGCCAGCAUCCCCCAACCCCUGUCCAUUCUACACAGAGCCCAAGCCUUACCGUGAUCAACAACACCCAGAGCCUAAAGUGCGAAGGUCCAGCUUCACCCAACAAGGACGGCUCAGAUUUAGAGAAGACAGGGCUGAAGGCUGAGCUCAAGAAGGAAAACUGUCAAGGGGACAGACAGGAUGACAGUGAAGACCCAGAGGAACCAGCAUGUAAAAGGACCUGUGUGGAGCUCUCCGAGUCCUCAGAGCCUGAAGAAGCCAAAUCCUCAGAAAGUGAGGUGGAAGAAAACAACACGACAGCAGCCACGGUAUCCAACAGGUCUGCUACUGGUCUACUAAAACAUUUCUCCCAGAAUCUGGAGCUUCUCAGCAGCAUGCCGUCUGUCCUGGAGCUGCUGAGCCAGGCAGCACAGAGCAGCCUGGAGGAACAGGAGAGACGGGUUGUGUGUCAGUGCUGUGAGGAGGCAGAUCCCAGCUCAGCAUUGGAGAAGCUGGUGAGCAGAGUGAAGGAGGGGCAGCUCAUUGAGGGAGCGCUUCGCAGACUGCUCCAGACUGUUCAGCACAAUGCUCCUUCCUCCUUCCCCAACACCCUGCUCUCUCUGCUGGAGGAGGCAGAGGGGAACACACAGGAGCCAGAAGGAGACCAAGGUGGAGUUGACUCAGAAAAGCAGAACUGCACCAAAAGUGAAGAAGAGCAGGAGGAAGAGGGAGAAGAAGUAAACAGUAAGGAGGAGACCGAAGAGGACGAGAAAGUCACAAAUGCUACCACGGAUUCUUCCUCUUCCACCUCCCCCUCCAAGCCCUACUCCUGUCGCUGGUGUAAGAAAGGUUUUGCCUAUAAGUGUCGAAUGCUGGCCCACAUGAAGCGCUGUUCCAUGUCCCAGGAGUAUGAGCAGCAGUGCUUGCAGUGCCCCGCGAAGCUGCCCAACCAGCGGGCCCUGCAGCGCCAUCGGGUAGAGGCUCACAACAACACGGCGCGAGUGAAGAAGAAGGUGGCCUGUGACCUCUGCGGGCGAACCUUUGCCCACCCAUCAGGCAUGAUCUACCACAAACGCACUGAGCACUUUGAGGAGAAACCGUUUGCAUGCGAGGACUGCGGAGCAAAGUUCGGCGCCAACUCAUCUCUGAAGAACCACAUGAGGCUGCACACGGGGGAGAAACCUUACCACUGCAAACACUGCGAUAUGAGCUUCAGUGUGGCUGCCGCACUCGCGUACCACACCAAGAAGAAACACUCAGAGGGGAAGAUGUAUGUGUGUCAGUACUGUAAGGCCAUCUUCGCCCAGUCCAUUGAACUGACGCGUCACGUGCGGACACACACUGGCGAUCGGCCUUAUGUGUGUCGAGAGUGCGGCAAAGGCUACAGCCAGGCCAGCGGACUCACCGUCCACCUGCACACCUUCCACAAUUUGUCGGAGCCUCAUGACUGUCAGAAGUGUUGCCUCAGCUUCUCCUCGCUGGAGGAGCAUCGCCAGCACAUCCAGGAGCUCCACCCAAAGGAGUUCCACAAGUGUCCCACCUGCAACAAGGUGUUCACCAGCGCCGCCCUGCUGGACAAACACAAGGGCACACACGCCGGAACCAAGCCCUUCAGCUGCGACCUCUGUAACAAGUCUUACCAGCAACUCUCGGGUCUGUGGUACCAUAACAGGACCAACCACCCCGAUGUGUUUGCUAGCCACACCCGGCAGCUCAAGACCCUGGUCCAGUGUGAUGUCUGCUUCAAGUUCUUUCCCAGUGCCGCCAGUGUGGCCAAACACCAGGCUGCAGAGCACCAAGGCUUGGCAGCGUCGGCAGAGCGCUGUCCGUACUGCCCGGCUGUGUUGGGCGGGGAGGAGGAGAUGCAGGAGCACAUCAGCAGCCAGCACGUGAGCCCGAACAGCGAGGCCACCAGCUGCCUCCUCUGCUCCCUGGUCUGCACCUCCCAGAUGGAGCUGCAGGAGCACCUGCUCUCCUGUCAUGUGGAGGCACAGGAGGAGCAGGAGGCCGGAGAGGAGCAGCAGGCCUCCACCUCACACACAGGCAGUGAAGGGGCAGAGUCGGCCCUGUCGGAGGAGCAGGCGCAGCUGGCAGCCGCCCAGCAGGUGUUUGUGACUCUGGCUGGUGGAAGAGAGGGCGGGUCAUCAGCGGAGGCCGUGGAGGUCAACAUGUACGACCUGCUGAACUGCUCGGUCACUUACAUCUGUGAGGACAAACCGGCAGCUCCUGACUCUUAACCGCAAACUUUGAGCCCUGGAGGAUCACUGUGGACACCGAGCAGUUUUAUGAUUUUAUUGUCUCCUCCAAUCAUCAACAGGCUAAACUGAUAUCAUCCACAAGCCGAGGACUCUUCCUGUUGUACGCUCAUCUUUAUUCCACCGAAAUCUGUUUUGCAGUUUAAAUAAAUGUGGUGAAUGUGUUUCACUUCAGUUUAUAUCUGGAGAGGUUGGUUUAUAAGGGUGCUGACAAGAGCACAGAAAGUCAAACACAAAGCAGAAAAACAAACAUGACCUACCUUGGUCAUGUUACCAUGACAGCAACUCCCAAGACUAGAGGAUGAAUGUGGACUUUGAAUGAAAAGUAAGAGCUCUUGACCAUGAAACAUUUUAAUGGGAUAAUGUGUUUGAAAGUGUGCACGUUGAUUGAUAAGGUUUGCUGUAUUUUAUUUUUAUUUUUUAUCGUUGACAACAAAACCCAUGAAAAAACAACAUUGUGUUAGUGCGUAUCUCAAUAUUCUCCAAAUCCUUCACCCUGGCUGUGGCUCUCAGCCCCGAGCACAUUGCUUCCAAUGGAAAUGGAAAUCUGUAAAAACUGGUCACAAAUGUAUUUACUUUUUUAUUAAAGACUGUAAUAUACUAAAACAUUAUUCUUCAAACAGGAGGAAAUAUCCAACACAGUAUGAGAAUCUGGAUCCAUAUCUGAUCAGCACUGAAUGAGCUGUCAAUCACAAGGUAGCCCCGCCCUUAAGCAUACCCUGCUUUAUGGUCUAUUUUACUGUAAAUUCAAUUUCAAUUCUAUUCAAUUUUAUUUGUAUAGCGCCAAUUCAUAACAGAAGUUAUCUCAGGACACUUUUCAAAUAGAGCAGGUCUAGACCGAACUCUUUAUAACAUUAUUUACAGAGACCCAACAGUACCACCAUGAGCAAGACCUUGGCGACGGGGGCAAGGAAACACUGCCUGUUAAAAGGCAGAAACCUAGGACAGAUCCUCCGGCUCUAGGUGGGUGGGACCAUCAUUUACUAAAUGAACAUCAUACUGUAUGGAAGAAGACUGAAACUAGAGAUUGAGACCAUAAACUCAUUAGGAAACUGUUUACUGAGCUCAUAAAUCAAGAGGUCAGCUCAUUUUUCCAUAAGACUGAAGCCCCCUGCUGGACGUUUGAAAGAAUGCAGUUUUAAGACACUUUUGCGUUGGCUUCACUUCAGACCCAGUAGCUGUCCAUCAUACUGUCAAUGAGACAUAACACUCUUCAGCAGACACAAUCACUGUUGGUCUUUUUAUGGGAUUUGUUGACAAUAUGAAAACCAUCGAAUAUUGGCAGCCUUAUCCUUUAAAAAGCUGAAGCUAGCACAUAAAGAUGUUGUGGCUGCAUUGCAUUCUGGGUUAUUUUCUACUGUAUGUGUAGAACCUGGAAUCACUCGUCUGUUUCUUUCUGUGUGAUUGUUCGGUGUCAGUGACCACAGUACAGCUUUCUGAAACACCUCUUGAUGUUUCACAUUGUCCACAUUCAUUAGUCCUGGAACAUUAAAGUCUUGUCUUGUUAGGAACUGGAA